This is a messenger RNA of Phragmites australis (common reed), 330 nucleotides long. RefSeq names its product protein phosphatase 2C 51-like. The transcript has 2 exons. Gene Ontology annotation, biological process: protein dephosphorylation. Bases 1 to 330 code for a protein of 109 amino acids. Gene Ontology annotation, molecular function: protein serine/threonine phosphatase activity. The record is from RefSeq and is a predicted model, not a curated record. Lineage: Eukaryota; Viridiplantae; Streptophyta; Magnoliopsida; Poales; Poaceae. Gene Ontology annotation, cellular component: nucleus; cytosol.
AUGGACACCAGCUUCUUCGCGGUGUACGACGGCCACAGCGGGGCGCGGGUGGCAGAGGCGUGCAGGGAGGGGAUGCACGUGGUGCUCGUGGAGGAGGUGGGAAUGCGCCGACGUGUCAGGAGCGACGUGCGCUGGAAGGUGGCGAUGGCGGCCAGCUUCGCCAAGGUGGACAACGAGGUCACCAGCUACUUCGCCCAGGCCAAGGCCAACAUUGACACCGAGUCGCCCUUCCUGAUCGUGGGCUCCACCGCCGUGGUGGCCAUUCCUGGGGCACCACCGCAUAAUCGUCACCAACUGUGGCAACUAGCAUGCCAUCCUCUCCCACGGUGA